Molecule: messenger RNA, 675 nt
Organism: Symbiodinium sp. CCMP2592
Lineage: Eukaryota; Dinophyceae; Suessiales; Symbiodiniaceae
Source: the annotation of a GenBank genome assembly
AUGGCCAGUGUCGUGGGAGCACUGAUCUUCUUCCUCCUGUACUUUCCCUACAUGUUUGUCACCGACUCCGGCGCGUCCGUCAACACGAAGCUCUUCGCAUCGCUGUCGCCGCCGGUGGCGCUCUCCAUAGGUGCCGGCCUGAUCGCUCAGCUUGAGAGUGCUGGUGAAGGAGUGCGAUUCUCCACCUUGAACGAGAUGAUCGACAAUUCCUCCAUGGCCCAAGUCCUGGCGAUGCUGCUGAUCGACACGCUACUCUAUGCUGGACUGGCAUGGUACCUGGACAAGGUCCUGGUCGUCGGCUUCGGAACUCGAGAGCGGUGGUUCUUCCCCUGCACUCGGCAGUACUGGAGGCCUCAAACGAGCGUGAUGUCUGAGUCGGAGCUCCAAGACCUCGAGCAGGGCUUCGACGACGCGCAGCCGCCGAGCAGGCACGAGGCCGUUCCUGCAUCGAUGUCGGAGCAGCGCAGCAUCCUGGUGCGAAGCCUUUGCAAAGAUUUCAAGGCAGCAGAUGGCAAGACCAUCCAUGCGGCGCCCUGCCGAGAUUCAACUUGUAGGAAAGCCUCCAUCCCAAGAAGUGACGGGAAAGACCCGGCACCCCGAGCCGAGCCUGCAGUCCUGACCAUCUGCACGGAGAAGCUGCGUUGGUGCGAGACAACUUGUGACAAUAUGACAUGA